GCACACCAUUCCAACCCCCCCUUUACGUUGCGCCCGCCAUUUCAUUCUAAUCCACGACUACAUAUGUAGCUGGUCUUCCGAAAUUGCCUUAUUACUCCGUUUCCUACCGAUCAAGAACCGGUGCCCGUAUUAGUUGCAAAUACCCAUAUUCCAAGCACUUGACGCAUUCGCCUCUAAUCAGUAAUGCCUUCCAUCGGCACCAAACGCAAGCGUGAUAUCGGGGUCGGUCCGGAAACGACUGAAAAGAAACGGAGCGCCAGGGUCACCAAGGUAGUUCUCUACCCAGCCAAAAGAGAUGCAUCCAAGGCACCCACCGUCAUGACAAUAUCACACGACGGCGACAACCCAACACCCAACAGCACCGACACCCAACCAGACCCCAACCCAGCCACACCACCCCUAUCCACACUCGCGUCCACAAUCCACAACGGCAACACAGGCUGCCACGGCGACCUCGAGCGUCAGCAAGCCCUAUCCCUCAUCGACGCGGCCGCCACCGCGCGCGACAGCACCCCCUUCGAGCGGCGCGUGUGGCGGCUCCUGGUCCAGAUCCCGCGCGGCCGCGUCUCCACCUACGGCGCCCUGGCCGCGCACCUGGCGUCGUCGCCGCGCGCCGUCGGCAACGCCCUGCGCCGCAACCCCUUUGCGCCCCUCGUGCCCUGCCACCGCGUCGUGGCGACCGGCGGCGGGCUCGGCGGGUUCAAGGGCAAGGUGGCGCGCCGCGACGGCGAGGGGGACACUCUACGCGAGAAGAGGGCGCUGCUAAAAGGGGAGGGGGUCGGGUUGGAUGUUGCUGGGGGGAGGGUGGUUGGGACGCCUUGGGAUGCGUUUGUAGGGUAGUGUGCGUAUUAAGUAGCUACUUUGUAUGUUGUUGUUUAAAAUAAAUGUGUUGUGUUUAAGGAGG
Messenger RNA from Gaeumannomyces tritici R3-111a-1, 904 nucleotides. RefSeq names its product RING-2 protein. Lineage: Eukaryota; Fungi; Ascomycota; Sordariomycetes; Magnaporthales; Magnaporthaceae. The transcript has a single exon. The coding region runs from base 184 to 840 and encodes 218 amino acids. Gene Ontology annotation, biological process: DNA repair. The record is from RefSeq and is a predicted model, not a curated record. Gene Ontology annotation, molecular function: methylated-DNA-[protein]-cysteine S-methyltransferase activity.